Molecule: messenger RNA, 866 nt
Organism: Podospora pseudopauciseta
Lineage: Eukaryota; Fungi; Ascomycota; Sordariomycetes; Sordariales; Podosporaceae
Gene: RIB4
Product: lumazine synthase
Exons: 2
Coding region: 225-827 (200 amino acids)
Biological process (GO): riboflavin biosynthetic process
Cellular component (GO): intracellular anatomical structure; riboflavin synthase complex; mitochondrial intermembrane space
Molecular function (GO): 6,7-dimethyl-8-ribityllumazine synthase activity
Source: RefSeq, a predicted model, not a curated record
CCCGCCAUGGCCCGGGCCAGCAACGUCAGCGGACCCUCAGGGGCAUUUCGAAUGCCGACUGCCCCUCAUUUAUUCAACCCCUUCCGGAACUUGGAAGCUCACUUUUUUACAGUUAUCGUUCGAAUUACUCAUUCCACGACUAUACGAAGCCUUCAGCCAGAGUCAAAUCACGAAACGCCACAAUCUGCUUACCCGACCCCGUAACCUUCCGUAUCAUCGACAACAUGCACACCAAAGGCCCAGCCCCGCAAUACCACGAUGGCAGUAACCUCCGCAUCGGCAUCGUCCACGCUCGCUGGAAUGACACCAUAAUCGAGCCUCUGGUGCAGGGCGCAAAGGACAAGCUGUUGGAGGCGGGUGUCAAGGAAUCAAAUAUCGUGGUACAGACAGUCCCAGGCGCGUGGGAGCUGCCAAUUGCUGUUCAGCGUCUCUAUGCAGCUUCGCAAGUGCAAUCGUCUUCUGCUGGCGCUGGGGGGUCGGCAGGUGAUUUGCUGGGAAGUUCGACGGCCGAUUUGGCGUCACUCUCUGCCGGAAGCUCGGUCUCGACGGGCCCAUUCGAUGCCAUCAUUGCCAUAGGGGUCUUGAUCAAGGGGGAGACGAUGCAUUUUGAAUAUAUUGCCGAAAGUGUGUCGCAUGGCCUAAUGCGUGUGUCCCUAGACACAGGCGUGCCCGUCAUUUUUGGCGUCUUGACCGUCUUGAACGACGAACAAGCCAAGGCACGUGCGGGUAUCAUCCCCGGCAGCCAUAAUCAUGGGGAGGAUUGGGGCCUUGCCGCUGUGGAAAUGAGUGUCAAGCGCAAGAAUUGGGCCAUGGGCGUUAUUGAAUAGAAACAGAUCGGAAAGUAGCCAACCGAAAAGCUAGGGAAG